AUGAGAAAACAAAUAGGUGACUCAUCUGUCUCAAAAAGAACUGCCGACGAGCAUGCAAACUCCAACAAAGAAGUUCCAGAUUUGAAAGCAUCAAACAACUUUUCUCGAGCUGAUGUGAAUUGCGAAUGUCUUCAAAAUACUCACUCAAUGGAAGUUGGUUCUCAUGCUAAUAGCUGCAUAAAUUUAAUAUACGAAGAAAUUUCAUUAAACUCAACUCGUGAAGGAGAUAUUAAUCACCAACAAUUAGAUGACGGAAAGGUGGAUGAUGACGAAACUUCAGCAAACAACUUUUUAUGUGAAUAUGUAGAAAAGCAACAGAAGUUGAUCCACAAAUUGAUGGACCAAGAAGUUUCGUACAAGAAAAAGAUGAAGUCCUAUGCGAACCAGUACUCCAAACCUUACAAGAAACUGCUUCCUGACGUUGUGCAUAGAAGAAUAUUUCAAAAUAUAUCCAAUUUCCCUACCAUGUCAGAACAUUUUCUGAAAAAUAUGGAGAGCACUUUACAUUCGAAUACCCGUUGCUUGAUGAGUAUCUUAGAAAACUUUGAAGAAAUGGUCUCAAUCGGGGCAGAAAUUUACGACAAGUACACAUUAGGUUACGAGGAGGCAAAAAAAGUUUUGAAGCAACUGUUCAAGUUCCAAAUUGAUGGAAUAUCAGAAAACUGUUACGUGAAAAUGCUGGACAGUGGAAAAAACAGGGAGCACAUCAAACGAUAUAUCACCUUACCUAUCCAGCAUUGGUCCAGCUGGAAGAAAAACUUGUCGGUGUUUCAAAAGACUCUACACAAAAGUUCCUCUCAUGACGUCAAAUUUGAUGACAUCAUCAAAACUGUGAAGAAAUCAACAAGCGUUAAGAAAUCAAGAAGGAAAUCUAUUUUUGCAUUUCGGCAGAUGUGA
Messenger RNA from Helobdella robusta, 897 nucleotides. RefSeq lists its product as hypothetical. The coding region runs from base 1 to 897 and encodes 298 amino acids. The record is from RefSeq and is a predicted model, not a curated record. Gene Ontology annotation, molecular function: guanyl-nucleotide exchange factor activity. The transcript has 4 exons. Lineage: Eukaryota; Metazoa; Annelida; Clitellata; Rhynchobdellida; Glossiphoniidae.